Messenger RNA from Mya arenaria, 2322 nucleotides. RefSeq names its product dnaJ homolog subfamily C member 28-like. Bases 305 to 1525 code for a protein of 406 amino acids. The record is from RefSeq and is a predicted model, not a curated record. The transcript is spliced from 9 exons. NCBI's taxonomy places the organism in Eukaryota, Metazoa, Mollusca, Bivalvia, Myida, Myidae.
CCUUCCCGAGGACUAACUUGCACCGCCUAGUUGACCUGACAGUUGUUUUUGUUUUUUAAAGUCACUAAUUUUAACAAAUAAUAUAUUAUUUUUUGAAGGAAGACUCUUUACAGUAUUGUGACUUACUGUUUAUAUAUAGAUGUUCACAUGUUUGACAGCCGUUGUCAUUUAUCCCAAAUAUCCUACGCUACGGCAGGAUAUGGAAGUAGCAUGAUGUAGAUUUUACAUUAUCAUGGCGAGAUGUGUUUUCACUGUCAGAUAUGUAAGGAGAAAUUGACAGAAUUGCUAGUAAAUUGUGGGUAAGAUGUUUUCUGUCAUCCUUCGGCAAUCGCUGUGUAACCAAGUAAGGCUGACUUACCAGAUCAUCAGCGAUUUGCCGCUUCAAGGUAAACUAAAUCUGCAUGCUACACUUUCUGCAAGGAUUACGUCAUCAACCACUUGCAGGGUGGGAUACCAAAUCAAAGACAAUCUGAGUGACUGCUACAAUCGGCUAAAUGUGCCAGAGGACUGUACAGUUGAUGAGUUAAAGGAGGCAUAUUUUAAACUCGCUCGAGAGUACCACCCAGACAGCAAGUCUUCCACAGCAGACGCAAGAAAGUUCAACCAGGUCAAAGAAGCAUAUAAAGCUAUCAAGUCCAAGCUCAAUGCUGAAAAUGGCAGCAAGCAUUCAGUAUACAAUGAUGAUGAUGAUGAUGAUGAUGACUCAUUUAAAAGACAGCAACCACAACAUAGACAGUUCUUGGAUAAUGAGGGUUUUGGUACUGGUACCAGGACAGAAAGACAGAAGCAGUAUGAGCAGAUAAAAGUAUCCAGGGCCCAACAGAACGUUUACAAGUAUAAACUAAAGCAGAAAAUGAUGACCUCUGAUUCACCUGAUGAUAAUGCCCUGGUUCAGAAGGACAAGAAGUAUGCCAGAAGCAAGAAGAUGACUAGGAGUUCCAUGGACCGGCUAGUUGAGGAUCUGAUACAGGAGUCCAUGUCUAAAGGGGAUUUCCAGAACCUAGAAGGGUCAGGCAAGCCCCUUAACUACAGUAGGGAGAACCCGCACACCGAUAAAAUCACACAGAAACUCAACGAGAUCCUAAAAGACAAUAACUGUCAGCCAGAGUGGAUCAUGAUACAGAAGGAAAUCAGGGAAGAAUUACAGAAGUGUCGAGAGCGCCUGGCAAUAGAGAGGAAACUGUUAGGAGACCCACCUUACAAAGUGGAGGAUGACAAUUUCUGGAAAAAGCAUGUGGAAUUGUUCCAAAUCAAUCUUAAUGACAUAAAUGACAAGGUCCACAGAUAUAAUCUGGUUGUACCUAUGUUACAUAGACAGAUUAUGCCUUACGGUUUUGAUAGGGAGAUAGAGAGUAUUUGCAAUGACUGUGAUCAGUACUUGCCAGAGAAUUUUAAGGAAAUUGUGGAGUUUAGGAAUAAGCCUAAAUUAACAAGGGAUGAACAGGCAGAUUAUGGGGAAGUUUUUCGGUUAAAACAUUUGGUGAUGUCUUUUAAAGAUGUGUUUAGUAAUGGGAAGAUUUCUUGAUGGUUCAUGUAUCAUCAGCACCUAUAUAUAUAUAUAUAUUCUGGAUUUAUGCCCAUUUGUUGUUUAUUAAGUUGAUAAUAAAACCAUAACCAUUUGUUGUUUAUUAAGUUGAUAAUAAAACCAUAACCAUUUGUUGUUUAUUAAGUUGAUAAUAAAACCAUUUACAUGAACACAUAAAACGAAAGCUAUUUUCGAUAAUAAGUAUCAUACAUAUAUAUAAACAGGGAAAACAUGUAGAUGGCACAACUAGGAAAUGGGGCUAUUCUAGUCCUUCCAAUGAUGCAUUUAUACCCUUGAUUCAAUUGGAUUGUCGCACGAUUCAUACAAAACAGUAUGGGCGUUUUGUUUGAUAAUAAACUUUUUUGGUUCCACGAACUGUGUAUUUGUUAUUACAGUUUCAAACGAAAAUUGAACUAUCGAAACCUCCUCCGGGGGCAGUUUCGUCGUUUGUUUUAUCCGAAACUAGAUCAUUUUCAAAGAACAACAUGGAGGACAGUGUGUUGAAACACCAUUGUGAUAAAACAUGCGAACAACCAUCUGCUGUUGGAAAUGUACACAAACCAAUCCGUUUGUUACUUCCGUUUCUAAACGGGUUCAAACCGCCGAACACCUUGAAACCCAAACUGAAACUAGUUUGGUAUCGACAAAAACGGCCUUAAACGAUAUCGCAAAAACAAGUCUUAAAUCGUUGACCGUUUGUCUAUUUAACACAAAACUACUGGACAAAACUCAUUGGUUGAAUGGCGCCAACUUCAUAAGGUGCCAUAUAAGCCAGUUUAAACGUCUCUAAAUUCUGG